Molecule: messenger RNA, 1270 nt
Organism: Orussus abietinus
Lineage: Eukaryota; Metazoa; Arthropoda; Insecta; Hymenoptera; Orussidae
Product: anaphase-promoting complex subunit 15
Exons: 3
Coding region: 111-518 (135 amino acids)
Biological process (GO): regulation of mitotic cell cycle spindle assembly checkpoint
Cellular component (GO): anaphase-promoting complex
Source: RefSeq, a predicted model, not a curated record
CAACACAGAGCGCUAGUGAGUCAGUGUUUACUUAAAAUUUGUUGGGCCGUGUUAAAAUGUCACGUUGGGAUAAUUUUAAUUGAUCGUUUCACUAUUAGUUAGGAGGUAAAAUGUCGCUUCCACCGUUAUGGCCAAAUCUACAGCCCAGGGCAACUGAUCCUUUGUGGUUUAACGCGGAUAAACCGUGCGACGACGAAAGCGAGGUACAAGCUCUUGAGACGGAACAUCAAGCAUGGAGGGAACGCAUAAGAGCUGAAGGCUACGAUUACAUACCUAUUGGAAAGACUGCAAGCGAUUUUAGAGGCUCCGAGGAAGAAGAGGAGGAAGAGGAAGAAGAAGAAGGAGAGGGAGAGGAGGAGGAGGAAUCGGACACACACGAGGAAGAAGAGGAGGAGUUGGAUGAAAUUGAUAUGGAGGUCAGCUACUCGCAUCAGCAACAGAGAUCCAGUCCGACGGACACCGUGACAGAUCCGGUAUCCAUCAGAAUGGUCAGCAUGAGUGCCACCCGCUACACUUAAUCCGUAAUCUAUUUUCCACAUUGUACAUACUUCACUAAGUAUAAUUCCAAUGAUAAGUUAACUGACGUGCAAUUAUACUCUCGAAAAAAAUACUAUCGCAAACAGAGAGAACCAUCCGUCUCAUCCAUAAGUCCGAGUCUGCUUACGAACGCCAAGUAUCGCGUGGCUGGUUAAACUUUCUCUCGAAAAAUCUAGCGAUUUGCUCGUUAAUGUACCGAACGAGCAGCGUUGUGUGCAGCAGCGAAGCCACUCCGGGAAUCAACGGCCGUGUCGCACGCGUGAGCGCACACUUCUUGCGAAUAGUCAGCGUUUUUGGAUUACACAUCGUUGGGUCAAGAACCCGUCCAAUAUUCCGAGGAGUCGAGAGAAAGCCAGGCGAUACUCUCCGCGCAAUGACCUACGGUACUCGCGCACCGCGCCUUGCCUACGGUCUAGGCGCUUAGCGCCAAAGCGAGUGGCGAGAUGAAUUUCUAAAGAGUGCUUCAACAAUUCCACUUUCAAUUCACCUAUCUCAGCCAUCGCGUUCAAACGUGAACAGCGUUUUUCCAGAAGCUUUAGAAUUCACAACGGGAGCGUAAACCCGCAACUUUAAUUCACAACCAAACGGGUUAAUAGGUACAUACAUUCCGAUACACCGUCACACUUAAAUUUAAUAAAUCUUACUUAAUAUAAUGAAACUUAAUAAAAUUACAAACCUACCAUUCGAGACAAAAAUUCUAGAAAUAAUUAAUAAAGCUUAAUCUCUACCGUGA